Engraulis encrasicolus (European anchovy) is the source of this 2491-nucleotide messenger RNA. RefSeq names its product melanin concentrating hormone receptor 2a (gene mchr2a). Bases 172 to 1347 code for a protein of 391 amino acids. The record is from RefSeq and is a predicted model, not a curated record. The transcript is spliced from 5 exons. Gene Ontology annotation, molecular function: G protein-coupled receptor activity; neuropeptide binding. Gene Ontology annotation, biological process: neuropeptide signaling pathway. Gene Ontology annotation, cellular component: neuron projection; plasma membrane. NCBI's taxonomy places the organism in Eukaryota, Metazoa, Chordata, Actinopteri, Clupeiformes, Engraulidae.
UGACGAGUACAAGUUACCUUUGUGCAUUGUGCGUAAAACACAGGACCGUAGAACCUAAGGUUUACCCUGAUAUCUCUCCUCACGUCUCUAAAUAUUGUUUAUCAAUGGGCGCUGAAAGGAUUCAACUUGUAGAGACGGAGUGUUUUGUGUAGAUUUGUUUUAAACUCAAAGAUGAGUGAAGCGGACCCCGCGCUUGUGAACUGCACCUUUUCUCCUUCAACUAACAGCUCAUGGAGCGACGGUAUGGACACCGACGAAUACAACAGAAUUGUCGAGGUCACGGAGACAACAAUUUUACCUGCUUUCGUGGGGUUUCUGUGCACCACGGGAUUGGUGGGAAACAUUCUGGUGCUGGUGACUGUUUUAAGGUCCCCCAAGAAGACGAUCCCUGACGUGUACAUGUGCAACCUGGCAGCGGCCGACCUGGUUCACGUGACCGUCAUGCCCUUCCUGAUCCACCAGUGGGCGCGCGGGGGGCACUGGGUGUUCGGCAACACCCUCUGCACCAUCAUCUCCUCCCUGGACAACUGCAACCAGGUGGCCUGUGCCAUCAUCAUGAGCGCCAUGAGCCUCGACAGGUAUCUGGCUCUGGUGCACCCCUUUCGCCUGAUGAGUCUGCGGACGCGCUCAAAGACGAUCUGGGUCAACCUGUGUGUGUGGGCGGUGUCUGUGGUGCUGGCGCUGCCAGCCUGGAUCCACUCUGAGGUCAUUCGCUUCCCAGACGGGCUGGAGAGCUGCUCCCUCAACCUGGGGUCCCGCACGGCCCUGCUCCGGUACACUAUCUACCAGACGGUGGUGGCCUUCUUCCUCCCGCUGCCCCUCAUCCUCCUCUGCUACAUCCUCAUACUGCGCUACACAUGGAGCAUGUACCAGAGGAACAACAAGGCUCACCAGUACAACACCAGCGUGCCUCGUGAGCGCGUGGUGCGCCUGACCAAGACGGUGCUGGUGCUGGUGUCCGUGUUCCUGGCCAGCGUGGGGCCUUACUACGUGCUGCAGCUGGUCAACCUGAGCUUUCGGAGGCCGUCGCUGGCCUACCACACCUGCUACUACCUGUCCGUCUGCCUCAGCUACGCCGCCAGCAGCGUCAACCCCUUCAUCUACAUCAUGCUCAGCGGACACUUCCGGCUCCGCCUCUGCCGGAGGGAAUCUGAGAAGCGGAGCACUCAGCAGACGGCAGGGACGGCGGUGGUCGCGGGAACGGCAACAGCAACAGCCAUGCCACCACCGCAGCUUAAUGGCACACGUGCUGCCGAAGCCAUGCCAGAGCAACCAUCGCAGGGGGACCACAGUGGUGCCAACCACCAGCAGCGUCUGGCCCACAGCACACACCGGCCCAGUUUCUGAAGUUCCAAUUCUGGAAUCUGAUCGCUUGGAAUUAAGAAACUCUUGACCUUGUCGGGGAAGAAUUACAGCAGACUGUAGUCAAUUUUGGUGACAAACUGCUGAGCAAAAAAAAAAAAAAAACCUUGUUUGACAUCAGAUGUUGGUGUGAUCACAAAAGAUGAGUGGCGUCACAAAAGAUGACACUUCUUGGAUCAGAGCUUGUUUACUGUUUACUUAUUUUAUAACAAACAAGCCUAGCUGAGGAGCAGCUCAGACGAAUCCAAGGUCUCAGCGCAGCGCAGGCAUAUUUAAGAGGGAAAAGUGUCAUAUUCGGUCACAGGACACAAUGGGCUAUGAAGUCCAGAUCCAGGAAAGACUCGGUUUUGACUAAAUUAAGUUACUGGCUUUUGGCUUUAUGGGGACAUUUUUACUGUUAUUGGGAAGAAGACAUAAACAUGGUCUUCCCUAGAGCUUCUAAUGGUUUUCAGUGGUCCAGAAUGAGUGGUCCCAUGAGACCAUGAGUGGUCUCCCCGGCUUCUCCUUGUGACUGCCUCUUGUAAUAUGACCUAAGGAUGGUGAAGCCUAAUGAAGAAGACAUCUUGAAAGAGUACCACAACAUGUUCCAGAACACAGUUAAGUUCUUUAUUUGGAUUGACAGAUAGUCGUUUAUCAUACCACAAGCCAAAUUUUAUAGGAGCUCUUUACAAAACUGAAAGGAUCUGCUCACUGAGUGUCCUAAGGAUACACACACGCGCGUGCGCACGCACGCACACACACACACACACACACACACACACACACACACACACACACACACACACACACACACACACACACACACACACACACACACACACACACACACAAUAAUGUUCUUUGAUACAGUUCCAGAAUCAGAGGACCAGUGCCGGGCAACUGAGGAAUUGUCAAUGUAGGUUACUGUAUGUAUAUGUUUAGUACAAGGUUUGCAAGGUCUGCUUUGGAUAAAAGCGUGGGAAGCCUAGCAAGAGUUCUUUAUGAUUUAUUAAUGAAAAGUUACAGAUGUUGUAUCUAUUAUGACUAGAGAUGCACCGGAUCCUGAUUUUUAGGAUCCUGCCGGAUACCGGAUCCACUGCUUAAGAUCCUGCCAGAUCCAGAACCGGAUACCGGAUCCUACAAAAGGGUU